This is a messenger RNA of Hypoxylon fragiforme, 1367 nucleotides long. Its product is annotated as phosphopyruvate hydratase. Gene Ontology annotation, cellular component: phosphopyruvate hydratase complex. The transcript is spliced from 2 exons. Gene Ontology annotation, molecular function: magnesium ion binding; phosphopyruvate hydratase activity. Gene Ontology annotation, biological process: glycolytic process. The record is from RefSeq and is a predicted model, not a curated record. Bases 1 to 1317 code for a protein of 438 amino acids. Lineage: Eukaryota; Fungi; Ascomycota; Sordariomycetes; Xylariales; Hypoxylaceae.
AUGGCUAUCAAGAAGAUCCACGCCCGUAUGGUCUACGACUCUCGUGGCAACCCUACCGUAGAGGUUGAUGUUGUCACUGAGACUGGUCUUCACCGCGCCAUCGUUCCCUCUGGAGCUUCCACCGGUCAGCACGAAGCUUGCGAGCUCCGUGACGGUGAUAAGACCAAGUGGGGAGGUAAGGGUGUUACCAAGGCCGUCGAGAAUGUCAACACGGUCAUCUCCCCCGCACUCAUCAAGGAGAAUCUUGAUGUGAAGGACCAGAGCGCAGUCGACAAGUUCCUCAACGGUCUAGAUGGAACACCAAACAAGACAAAGCUUGGUGCCAAUGCUAUUCUAGGUGUCAGUCUUGCCAUUGCUAAGGCUGGUGCUGCCGAGAAAGGUGUUCCUCUAUACGCCCACGUUUCGGAUCUUGCUGGCACCAAGAAGCCCUACGUCCUACCCGUCCCCUUCAUGAACGUCCUGAACGGUGGCUCCCACGCCGGUGGCCGUCUUGCUUUCCAGGAAUUCAUGAUUGUUCCCUCUGCCGCUCCGUCUUUCUCCGAGGCUAUGCGUCAGGGCUCUGAAGUUUACCAGAAGCUCAAGACUCUUGCCAAGAAGAAGUACGGCCAGUCUGCAGGCAAUGUUGGCGACGAGGGUGGUGUUGCUCCUGAUAUCCAGACCGCUGCUGAGGCUCUUGAUCUCAUCACUGAUGCCAUCGAGCAAGCCGGUUACACAGGCAAGAUGAACAUUGCCAUGGAUGUAGCGUCCAGCGAGUUCUACAAGGAGGACGUCAAGAAGUACGAUCUCGACUUCAAGAACCCUGAGAGUGACCCAACCAAGUGGAUCACCUACGAGGAGCUGGCUGCCUUGUACGGGGACCUCGCCAAGAAGUACCCCAUCGUCAGUAUUGAGGACCCCUUCGCUGAGGAUGACUGGGAGGCCUGGAGCUACUUCUACAAGACCCAAGACAUUCAAAUCGUGGGUGACGACCUAACGGUCACCAACCCUAUCCGUAUUAAGAAGGCCAUCGAGCUUAAGGCUGCCAACUCUCUACUCCUCAAGGUUAACCAGAUUGGUACUCUUACCGAGUCUAUCCAGGCUGCCAAGGACUCCUAUGCCGAUGGAUGGGGUGUCAUGGUCUCCCACAGAUCUGGUGAGACCGAGGAUGUCACCAUUGCUGACAUUGUUGUUGGUAUCCGAGCGGGCCAGAUCAAGACUGGCGCCCCCGCUCGUUCUGAGCGUCUCGCCAAGCUAAACCAGAUCCUCCGUAUCGAGGAAGAACUCGGAAGCAACGCUAUCUAUGCUGGCGAUAACUUCCGCAAGGCUGUCAACCUAUAGAUGGGGUGGAAAAUGAAAAUUUGUACGCGCUUGAUAAACUAAACUUAUGA